AGUGUUAACAGUUUGUGCAGAUAGCCGCGUUCAGCCAUGAGGUUGCUGCAAUUACUGAUAGUGGCCCUAAUCAUCGCCUAUCCCUGUGAUGUGUUAGGCGAUCGUGGUGGGCGUCGUGGCAAGGGUAAGAAUAAGAACAAGAAUGGUCCUUGUGGCAAGAAAUACUUGCGCCAGAUCAAUGGCAAAUGCUAUUACUUUUCGGGUAAAAAGAUGAACUGGUUUGGUGCGCAGAACAGUUGUCUGCGCAAGGGUCUUAUGUUGGCCGAUCUGGCUAACUUGGAGGAAUAUAAGGCGGUUCUUAGUGCACUUCGCACGCGUGGCAAUAUGGAGGACUUCUGGUUUGGUGCCAACGAUUUGCAGACCGAGGGAAGAUUCACAUAUAUAGCCAAUGGUCGCCUUGUGCGUUACUUUGGCGAGGGCACGGCGCCGGAGCCAACGCAAAGAUCCAAUUUGGAUGACUGCAUGGAGGUGCGACUGCGUGAGAAUACCACCACGAUGACCGAUGACAAUUGCCAGGAGCAGCAAUUCUUUAUAUGCCAGCAGGCGGAAAUAAAAUGCACAUUCCCAGUGGAGGAUGACGAGGGCGAUGGCAUGCAUCACAGCCACGAGCAUUUGCAUCACUUCCAUCACGAUCCUGCAAAAGCUGAUAAUAAGGGGAGCAACCAGGAAAGUCUGGAAAGCGAUUCACGGCCGGCUGAUAAUUCGAAUUCAGCGGAAGUCGGAGAGUCGGAGGAGGCCAAAAAGUCCGGUGAAAGCCCAGAGAAUGCGGGUCAAGGUGGAGAGGGUGAGGAAGAAACGACCGGAGAUGAUAACGAGGCGACAACGGAAGCGAACGCAACUACGACUGCUGAGGGCGUAACAGGAGAAGGAGAAUCUACAGCGGAAGGAGCAGGUACGGGAGAAACUACAGCUGCACCAGCAGAAGGAGCAAGUCUGCCAGCAGGAGAAGGAGAAUCUACAACUGCACCAGCAGACGGAGCAAGUGCGGCAGCAGCAGAGGGAGAAACCACAGCUGCACCAGCGGAAGGAGCAAGUGCGCCAGCAGGAGAUGGAGAAUCUACAGCUGCACCAGCAGAAGGAGCAGCUUCGCCAGCAGGAGGCGGAGAAACUACAGCCGCACCAGCAGAAGGAGCAGCUUCGCCAGCAGGAGGCGGAGAAACUACAGCUGCACCAGCGGACGGAGCAGCUCCGCCAGCAGGAGACGGAGAAACUACAGCUGCACCAGCGGAAGGGGCCUAAAGCUAAAGACGACGGAAAACCUCAAAUAAAAUUAGCCGACCGUCUCUAGCGAUUAAAUAUAGUGUGAUUUGUUUGAAAGCAAAGAAUAAAACGGAAAAUAUAAAAAGUGUGACUAGGCCAAUGUAUUUGUAUCAACAACACUUGGCAUCUAAAUAAAUAA
Messenger RNA from Drosophila busckii, 1399 nucleotides. RefSeq names its product lectin-46Ca (gene lectin-46Ca). The transcript has 2 exons. The record is from RefSeq and is a predicted model, not a curated record. The coding region runs from base 37 to 1239 and encodes 400 amino acids. NCBI's taxonomy places the organism in Eukaryota, Metazoa, Arthropoda, Insecta, Diptera, Drosophilidae.